Messenger RNA from Pisolithus orientalis, 802 nucleotides. Its product is annotated as Phox-like protein. The record is from RefSeq and is a predicted model, not a curated record. Gene Ontology annotation, molecular function: phosphatidylinositol-3-phosphate binding. Gene Ontology annotation, cellular component: endosome. Bases 47 to 631 code for a protein of 194 amino acids. The transcript is spliced from 5 exons. NCBI's taxonomy places the organism in Eukaryota, Fungi, Basidiomycota, Agaricomycetes, Boletales, Pisolithaceae.
GACGCUCAUAUCAUAUGGAGCAAAUGCACCACUGCUCCGAACUAUCAUGCAAUCAUCACAGUCGUCGAGUGUACAGUCGCAUUUUCCUUCGCGGUCCCCUCAAAGUGAUAAGGAACAACUAGUCUUAAUUCCCGACAGGAUAGACGUGGAAGAAGAAUCACGUCUAUAUGACGAGCUUGAAGAGGACGAGGAUGUGAAUGAAUCAUCUGCUCUGCAAUCUUCUCCUGGCCCACCUUCGAUACACUCUCGCGACAUAUGGCUCGGAGACCACGUGGGUCAAAGCGCAGUAUUUUCUAGAGAUGUCAGGAUAAGUGGGUGGACUAGUGUUGGAGACCAGCUCGGUGGGGCAUUUAUUGUGUAUGAUUGUGCUAUCCGCACAAAAGAGGGAAUUACUAUUCAUGCUCAUAAGAGGUUUAAUGAUUUCGUAGAAUUAUAUCACACCCUAAAACAUACCCUACCGCGCCACCUAUUACACUUCAUACCGCCAUUGCCUCCCAAGUCACCAUUUGCCCGUUAUCGGCCUGCUUUUCUGGACCACCGCAGAAGACAACUACAAUCCUGGCUGUCAGUAGUUCUGUUGCACCCAGAAAUCGGCGCCUGCCAGGCCGUGCGCCAUUGGGUAUUGGACUAACGGUUUGGCUUAAUAAUUCGUCUUUUUAUUCGUUAUGUAAUGAGGACGCUGGGCUGCUCGAGUCGUUCUCUUCGUGUGUUUCUUCGUUUGUAAUGAUGGCACGUACCACCUACAUCCAUGCCGCGCUACUCAUUACUAUUGGAAUUAGCAUCUCGGGUCCAUGCACCGCUC